CAGGGUUUGUAUUUACAUGGAUCCCGGAAACGCUUUCCGAUGUAGUCUACUCUCGUAAUUACCUCCCGUGUGGAAUGGAUGACAUAUCGGAAGCCUAGGCUAUUCCUGUAAGACCUGAGCCGCAACCGCUCCCCGUCACAUACACACAACCAACCGGGAAUUAGGGAGUGCCUUUUUUGGUUUAUUUUCUUUUACGGAGAAAUAGUCUAAUAGUCUACAGAGGCUCGAGAGGGAGAACAUACGAAAACUCCUUACUGAUAUGGCUGAGGCGAAUAUCUCGGUAACAGAGAGCCAGUUUAGGUGCCCUAUUUGCCUGGAUAUCUUGAAGGAUCCGGUGUCCAUUCCGUGCGGACACACCUACUGCAUGGCAUGCAUGACCUGUUAUUGGGACCAAACCGACCUUGGUCACUACAGUUGUCCGCAAUGUCGGGAAGAGUUCAUACCUCGACCGAUGCUACGGCGGAACACGGUGCUACAAGAGGUAGUGGACAAACUCAAACUGAACGAACUGGCUACGGCGCCGGAGUUGUAUCUAGGCGGUGUAGGGGACGUUCCGUGCGACUUCUGCCCGGUACAGAACAAACUGAAAGCGCUCAAGUCGUGUCUGGUGUGCUUGGCGUCUUUCUGCGAGCUCCACAUCUUGCCGCACCGCGACGUGGGGACGUUGCGACGGCAUAAACUUGUUGCCGCGGUGGAGAGCUUGGCGGAAAGGCUGUGCGCGCAGCACCGUUUGGGCCUGGAGCCUGGCGGCGGCGACGGGGGGGAUGCGGUGGAGUGGAGUGGCGACUGUAUGCUGUGCGAGUCUGACCAAGAGGAACUGCACAGCAUCGACGAGCAAAUGGCGCGGAAACAGGUUCAGUUGCAGGAUUCUCAGAGGUCAGUACAGGGAAGGAUCAGGAUUAGAGAGAAGGAGCUGGAAGAGUUUCAACAGAGCAUAGAGGCCGUCAAGGCAUCAGCUGCAUUAGUCCUGGAGGACAGCAAUACCCUGUUUGUGGACCUGGCCCUCCUUCUGGAGAGGACCAGGGGGGAGGUGAGGGCCAGGCUGGAAGCCCGGGAGAGAACUGUCCUGGGCAGGGCAGAGAGAGAGCUGGAGACCCUGGAGGAUGAACUGGAGGAGCUGCGGAGGAGAGACAAGGAAAUGGGCCAGCUACUGACGAGGGAUAAUGCUCAGUUCUUACAGGAGGCUCCCCUGCUGUGUGUCCUCCCACCCACUGGGGGAGCCCCUCUCAUCCUCCCCGCAGAAGGCUUCAGUGCAGCCCGCAGAGCUCUGUCCCACCUCAGGGCCCGCAUGGAGGAACUCUGUAGAGAGGAAGUGGACAAGAUCAACCACGCAGUGAACGAGAGCUCCUCUGCCUGUCACAUGUCUGGUGGAGAGUGUUUGAAAGCAGUGCCUGCAUCGUUUCCUCUCUCCCCCCUCUCUCUCCAGCCUUCGGACCAGAGGAUGAGAGUAUCCUUCCUGAGGUGCUCCUGUCGUCUGUCCCUGGAUCCAGACACGGCCCACCCCACCCUGUUCCUCUUGGAGGGUUCCCAGGGGGCUCACUGUGGAGAGGAGCCCCAGUCCUACCCCCUCCACCCCUUGCGCUUCGACUCCGUGGCCCAGGUCCUCUGUAGGGAGGGCCAGUUUGGAGGGGCCAGCUACUGGGAGGUGGAGUGGAGGGGAGGAGGGUGGGUGGACAUUGGGGUGACAUACAAAGGGAUCGGACGAAAAGGAGGUGGAAAACCCUGUCUGCUGGGACGCAACGAGAACUCAUGGCGUCUGAGAUGCACGCACGCCGGUUACGCCGCGUGGCACGAUAACCGGAAGACGACCGUAGCUGCGCCCCUGUGCCCGCGGAUCGGCGUGUUUCUGGAACACCAGAAGGGAGCGUUGUCGUUCUAUAGUGUGGCGUCGGACGCCGUUUCCCUGCUCCACACGUUCAGGUGUCCGUUCUCUCAGCCACUGUACCCAGCGUUUCGGUUAGACCUGGACUCCACACUGUUGAUAUGUCCACAUGAAACACACAACGGGAACUAACCUCUAACCUCUAACCUCUAACCUCUUCCCUCUAACCUCUUCCCUCUAACCUCUAACCUCUAACAACCAUUGAUUACAUGUAAACACAAAUGUGUUUUUCUGCCCCAGAAAGGACCCAACAUGAACCCUGCUCUUUACUGCUCCCUGACCUCUCUCUUUCUGACCACCUUCUCUUCACCCAAUGGGAACCCAUCCUCGACCCCAAACCUAACU
Molecule: messenger RNA, 2227 nt
Organism: Oncorhynchus keta (chum salmon)
Lineage: Eukaryota; Metazoa; Chordata; Actinopteri; Salmoniformes; Salmonidae
Product: E3 ubiquitin/ISG15 ligase TRIM25-like
Exons: 8
Coding region: 260-2014 (584 amino acids)
Molecular function (GO): protein binding
Source: RefSeq, a predicted model, not a curated record